Messenger RNA from Manis javanica (Malayan pangolin), 826 nucleotides. It is a transcript of the gene GJC3, whose product is annotated as gap junction protein gamma 3. Gene Ontology annotation, molecular function: gap junction channel activity. NCBI's taxonomy places the organism in Eukaryota, Metazoa, Chordata, Mammalia, Pholidota, Manidae. The record is from RefSeq and is a predicted model, not a curated record. Gene Ontology annotation, cellular component: connexin complex. Gene Ontology annotation, biological process: cell-cell signaling.
GAUGUGUGGCAGGUUCCUGAGGCGGCUGGUGGUUGAGGAGAGCUGGCACUCCACCCCCGUGGGGCGCCUCCUGCUGCCCGUGCUGCUGGGCUUCCGCCUCGUGCUGCUGGCUGCUAGCGGGGCGGGGAUCUAUGGCGAUGAGCAGAGUGAAUUUGUGUGUCACACGCCGCAGCCAGGUUGCAAGGCCGCCUGCUAUGACGACUUCCACCCCCUAUCUCCACUGCGUUUCUGGGCCUUCCAGGUUAUCUCCGUGGCUGUGCCUGGAGCCCUCUACGUGGGUUUCACCCUGUAUCAUGUGAUCUGGCACUGGGAAGAAUCAGGGGAGGUGAGGAAGGAAGAGGAGACCUUGCUCAGCCCAGGGGAGGGCAGUGGAGAUGCCUCAGGGGCUGGAAGCCCCAGGCUGCUCUGGGCCUAUGUAGCCCAGCUGGGGGUGCGGCUGGUCCUGGAGGGGGCAGCUUUGGUGGGGCAGUACCACCUGUAUGGGUUCAAGAUGCCCAGCUCCUUUGCAUGCCGUCGAGAGCCUUGCCCAGGGAGCAUAACCUGUACCCUGUCCCGCCCGUCCGAGAAGACCAUCUUCCUGAAGACCAUGUUUGGGGUCAGUGGGCUCUGCCUCUCCUUUACCCUUUUGGAGCUCAUGCUCCUGGGCCUGGGCCAAUGGCGGAGGACCUGGAAGCAGAGAUCUCCCUCUCCUAGCUACAUCCCAACUUCAAAGAGGACCAAAAGACACCAGGAACCAACUGAUAACUUCCCAGCACUGGAAACAAAAGAGCAGUUCCGAGAAGCAGGUGAGAAGGGCCCUCAAGUCCCUCUUUCUUCCUGCCCCUGA